CGCAAGCGACCAUCCUGCAAGUACUACAGCUCUGGUGAUAAGAUGAAUGAAACAGCAGAGGAGUUAGCAAAUUACCUGAUAGAACGCCUGAAACUUUCACCACCGGACUCUAGAAUCGUUGUUGGCUUAGCAGGCGUUCCAGCAUCAGGAAAGUCCACACUCGCUCAUCGCAUAGUGGACCAUGUCAACGCGCACUUCCGCAGAAAAAGCGGGGUCGUAGGGAAUGUGCAAAACGAUAUCGCUGUCCUCAUCGGACUUGAUGGUUGGCACUUGACUCGGGCCCAGCUCGACCAGUUCCCCGAUCCCAAGCUCGCACAUGACCGGCGGGGUGCGCACUGGACGUUCGAUGGAGAAGGAUAUGUCGAGUUCAUAAGGGCGCUACGUCGACCCAUGGUUGCAGUGGAUGCCAAGGGAACAUCGUCCUCAGAAGUAGUAUAUGCGCCUUCAUUUGAUCAUGCCCUUAAGGACCCCACGCCGAAGGCUGUGCCGGUAUAUCCGUACCACCGGCUCGUCGUGAUUGAAGGACUAUACGCUUUUCUCGGCAUCGACCCUUGGAAGAGGGCAGGAGAGUUGCUGGACGAGCGGUGGUGGUUAGAGAUCGACGAGGCAGAGGCCGAACGACGCCUUGUUGCACGUCAUGUGCGUAGCGGCGUCGCACAAAGCAUGGAGGAAGCGAUAUGGAGAUCAAGAGAAAACGACACACCCAAUGGCAGGUUUCUGAGAGAAAAUAUGCUGGAACCGACUAGGACAAUUCAGAGUAUUGAGGAUCCUGUACUUGCUGCGACUUGAUUUGGACCCUGUGCGGAAAAUAAGAUACUUAACCCAACAGCAUUAGACAUGGCCCGUUGAUGGAAGAUCCGGU
Laetiporus sulphureus 93-53 is the source of this 862-nucleotide messenger RNA. RefSeq names its product P-loop containing nucleoside triphosphate hydrolase protein. The coding region runs from base 43 to 789 and encodes 248 amino acids. The record is from RefSeq and is a predicted model, not a curated record. Lineage: Eukaryota; Fungi; Basidiomycota; Agaricomycetes; Polyporales; Laetiporaceae. The transcript has 3 exons. Gene Ontology annotation, cellular component: cytoplasm.